This is a messenger RNA of Lobosporangium transversale, 608 nucleotides long. RefSeq lists its product as hypothetical. The coding region runs from base 90 to 563 and encodes 157 amino acids. The transcript has 4 exons. The record is from RefSeq and is a predicted model, not a curated record. Lineage: Eukaryota; Fungi; Mortierellomycota; Mortierellomycetes; Mortierellales; Mortierellaceae. Gene Ontology annotation, cellular component: cytosol.
GAACAACUUUUUCCAUAUUCCUAAUACUUCCCACGCGAGUACUUUCUUUUUUUUUCUUUACUUUUUUCUUUUUCUCCUACGCAGAUACAAUGUCGAACCGUCCUUCCGCCAAGGCUAUUGCCAAGCUAAAUGCUUCAACGCUCUUUCCAGAGAUUCGAAAAGAAAUCACUGCGAAUCCUUCAUUGUUUGCUAUCCAUGGGUUCUUUAUAUUUAACAUCACUAAGCGAGGAGUUCCUAUGACUGAAUGGUACCUCCUCUUUCAGGGAUUUGAUGCUCCCGCUGUUGUCUCUCAGAAGAGGCCAGAAAUUCCCAAAGCAAAGCGGGACCAAGACCCUAUCCCUGUAGCGAUUCUCCAAAUCGAGGACUCGGACCUGCUCAACUUUAUGAGCGGAGGCUUAACUGGCGCUCGCGGCAUCGUGAGCGGAAAGAUCAAGAUUGCAGGUGCUAUAGAGUUGGCAGAGCAAUUGGAACAAAUCUUUAAGAAGGCAAAGGGGCCUGAAAAGACACUCGCGUAUUUGGAGCACAAGCGAGGAAAGUCUGAAAGGGCCAGGGCACGUCUUUGAAACACAGAGUCAUUUUAAAGAAAUAAAAAGUUUAUUUUGUGAGGA